UCAAAAUCUUUUACCCUUCUUGGGAUUUUCUCAAUUUUUAUUUCUUUUCAUAUCCUUUUCUGAUUUUUUUCCCCCAUUAUUAUUCUUAGUGUGUAGAUAAUUAUAAUUAUAGUUUUAUUAUGGGUAGGGUUAAACUUCAAAUAAAGAGAAUAGAAAAUACUACGAACCGGCAAGUGACCUUUUCAAAACGCCGAAAUGGCCUCAUCAAGAAGGCAUAUGAGCUCUCUAUCCUUUGUGACAUUGAUAUUGCCCUCAUCAUGUUUUCUCCUUCUGGCAAGCUCAGCCAUUUCUCCGGUAGACGAAGGAUCGAGGAUGUGCUUGCUAAAUAUCUCAAUCUAUCAGAGAAUGAUAGAGGAGGAGCUUUCCAAGAUAGAGAGUAUUUGAUAAGGAUGCUUAAAAAGCUGAAGUGCGAGAACGACAUGGCAACCCAGUUAGCCAAUCCUGGAGUGGUUGAUUCUCAUUUAGAGGAGCUCCAACAAGAGAUUGGUAGGUAUCAACACCAAUUGCAGAUAUCCGAGGAACGUCUAAGGUAUAUUAACAAAAAAAACCAAGAAUUAUAUGUCACAAAAUAUUUGCUGAGUAAUCAUCUAUCGUCCUAUGAUCCAUCCUCCUCUAACUUGCAGAUGUUCCUGCAACCUCCUCAAGAGGGAAUGACCAAUGCAUUUGGGAAUGAUGUGGGCCAGUGGAUCCCAGAAGGAGCACCCAGCUCUAACAACCAAAUUUUUAUGGUUCAUGAUUCUCUACUGCCCAUUAGGGAUCAUGGAAUUUAUGACCCCAUGUCAUCGGGUGCUGGUCUACAAAUGGACCCACGAAUAGCUGGCUGCCAAAUCGGCAACCAGAAUGACCCGUGGCAUCAAGCGUACACGUCAACAGAGCUUCUCACGGCUUUUAUUCAACCCAACCCUUUUCCUAUGAUGCAGCGACCAAGCGCAUCCCAAGAUUUGCCGCCAAUAGUCUCACAUGAGCCCGCAGAAGCCACAACAAGCUGCUCACACGUGCCAGAGGAAGAUAGUGGUACAUGUGUCCAAACUUUUGAAGAAAACUCAAAUAUGAAUGCCAACUAAUGUCCGUCAAUUUAUUUGAUAAAUAUCCCAAAUAUCCCAGACUAUUUGUAUGUUUGGCAUGUAUAUUACUUUUGGAGCCAAGGGCUUUUGAAAUUGUAUCUAAUGAAUUUGAAAAUUUUAACC
Asparagus officinalis (garden asparagus) is the source of this 1187-nucleotide messenger RNA. RefSeq names its product agamous-like MADS-box protein AGL104. Gene Ontology annotation, molecular function: protein dimerization activity; DNA-binding transcription factor activity, RNA polymerase II-specific; RNA polymerase II cis-regulatory region sequence-specific DNA binding. Bases 120 to 1064 code for a protein of 314 amino acids. The record is from RefSeq and is a predicted model, not a curated record. The transcript is spliced from 11 exons. Lineage: Eukaryota; Viridiplantae; Streptophyta; Magnoliopsida; Asparagales; Asparagaceae. Gene Ontology annotation, biological process: positive regulation of transcription by RNA polymerase II.